AUGCCUCACGGAUUCCCCAACUUCCGCUCUCUGCCUGAGGUCUACGACAGGGCCGCUGAGAAACAAGCCAUGGGCAUUUCUUCAUCUUCAUCUUCAUCUUCAUCCUCGUCUUCAACUUCGUCUGCAUCUUCAAGAACUGCGUCUUCGGCUGCCUCCUUCCACAGCGAUGCCGAGACCCUUCGAGAAAAGCCAAAGUCCAAGCUGCGCAAAGUCAUUGAUAUCAUGAACCACAUCGCUCCGCCCCAGCGCCCUGCCACGGGCAGCAUGUGGAUGAAGCACUUGUAA
Molecule: messenger RNA, 285 nt
Organism: Talaromyces atroroseus
Lineage: Eukaryota; Fungi; Ascomycota; Eurotiomycetes; Eurotiales; Trichocomaceae
Exons: 2
Coding region: 1-285 (94 amino acids)
Source: RefSeq, a predicted model, not a curated record